Nematostella vectensis (starlet sea anemone) is the source of this 1941-nucleotide messenger RNA. Its product is annotated as mitochondrial adenine nucleotide transporter ADNT1. The coding region runs from base 251 to 1225 and encodes 324 amino acids. The transcript is spliced from 10 exons. Gene Ontology annotation, biological process: transmembrane transport. The record is from RefSeq and is a predicted model, not a curated record. NCBI's taxonomy places the organism in Eukaryota, Metazoa, Cnidaria, Anthozoa, Actiniaria, Edwardsiidae. Gene Ontology annotation, cellular component: mitochondrial inner membrane.
UAUCCAAUUGUAAAGUUGCAUCGAAGCUCGCCUUGAUCGAAGAGUCAGGGUCGCAGAGAAACGCACGAAAACGAAUUUUACCGUGAUAAUUUUAAUGGGAUUUUCACGCUAAAAGGAAGCUUUUUGUAGAUGAAAACCUCCUUAAACGAAUCUAGUAGGUUGAUCAGACGUUUUGGUGCGGUUUCGAGCUGUAUAAAGCCUGUUUGAGUUGCAGAGAAAGACAUCACUUACAUUUUCUAAAGCAUUUAAAAUGCCUGACCGUGUCGAAGCAUCGAGAGCUUCUUUUUGGUGGGAAAGAUAUGUCCCAAAGGAUCAGUUUGUGCAUUUGAUUGCUGGUGGGAUAGCUGGAGGAGUGUCCAGGACUUGUGUUUCGCCGUUGGAGAGAGUUAAAAUGUUAUUACAGAUCCAAGUCACUAAUGCCAAAUAUUCUGGUGUUGGUGGAACCUUAGCGAAAAUCUACAGAGAUGAGGGUCUAUAUGGUUACUUCAAGGGUAAUGGGACAAACAUUGUUCGUAUUGUGCCAUACACUGCUGUUCAGUUUGCUGCAUAUGAGGAAUUCAAAAAGCUUUUGAAGAUCCCACAAGAUCCCAGAGAGCAGCAUCCAUUUUUGCGACUCACAGCCGGCUCAUUAGCAGGAAUAGUAUCAUGUACUGCAACCUAUCCACUUGAUCUAGUAAGAACUCGCUUAGCUUGUCAAGGGGAAGGCGUUGAGAGAAAAUACAGGAAUAUCCGGCAUGCAUUUGUGACUAUUUUAAAGGAAGAAGGUGGUCUCUUCAGCGGAUGUUUAUUCAAGGGGCUUGGGCCAUCACUCAUUGGGAUUGCACCUUAUAUUGGUCUGAACUUCAUGGUUUAUGAGACUAUGAAAGGUCUCUGCAUGGACUUCUACACUGCAAGGGCUGCAGGGCAUAAACUGAGGACAAUUCAUCACGAUCUUGAGCUACCUGUGGUGGCAAAGCUGUUCUGUGGUGCGGUUGCAGGAGCGGUCGCUCAGUCAGGCACCUACCCACUGGAUGUAGUACGGCGUCGAAUGCAGAUGGAGCGGGGCGAGGGAAUGUUCAAGUACUCAUCAACCUGGGACGGCUUCAAGGUUAUAGUCAGGAGUGAGGGAUUCAUUGGCCUCUUUAAAGGAAUGUGGCCUAACUUACUUAAGGUCGCUCCUACCAUUGGUAUCCAGUUUGCUGUCUAUGAAGUUAGCAAGUCUGCCAUGUAUGCCAGAAUGGAAUAGGUUACUAUUAUGUAGUAACCUACAGUAUACUCUAAGUUAAAGAAAAUAUAUAAAAUAUUAACAAAUGUAGUAAUGUAAUAGCUAGACUCUCUUUAAACUGAAGUGUUCCAUUAUUUUUUUUACAAAGGAAACUCAUUGUUACAUUUUUCCUCUCUAUUGACGUGCACAACGCAAGACUUAUACCGAGUUGCUAAAAUGUUAAGGGAGGACAUGGAGGCCAGCCCAAAAGGAGUUCUGGCAGGACAAACAUUUUUACUGAUACUCAAUCCUUUUUGAUCCCCCACAAUCCUUUUUGCCUCGACACCAGCUCCUGGUGUCUGUGCGAGUCAAACUUAAGGGAACUCUUGCUAAACUGUUUCAAAUGUAUCAUGAGUAUGAAGCCAGUUACAUUGACUGCAUGUACAUUGUAUGAAAUAUAUUCAAAUUUCACAAAUGGCAGAUUCAGAAACAAUGGCAGAAACACCACAACUGUACAGUAGCAUCUCUUAUCAAAAUGUAGAUAAGUUAUAAUUGGCUAGGGGGCAGUCCAUAUGAAUUAUUCAUAACAUUUCUGAGUUGUGCCAAUUUUGUUUGAGACUUAUAAAAUAAAACAGGUACAUAAAGAUGUAUGAUAGAUUGAUAAAGCAGUAAAAUAAUUUCUGAAAGUAACUUUGGAAUAAUAUAAGUAGAAAUAUUUUGAUAAUAAAUCAGUGAAUAAUAAAUACAGUUAGUCCUUU